AUGCCCAACACUCCAGCUGCUGUUGGUGUGGCCGCUUCCGUUAUCGGUCUGGGGACCACAGCAACUAAGGAAGAUGGAGAAUUAAUCGCAACAUUGUUUGGUGGAAUCGGUAAAGUGUGGACAGCCGACGAAAAGCUGUUUGAUGCUGUUACUGGCUUGAGUGGUAGUGGACCGGCAUACAUAUAUUUAGCAAUAGAAGCUUUAGCCGAUGGAGGUGUAGCUGCUGGUCUACCUAGGGAGCUUGCACUCGGUUUAGCUUCUCAAACUGUAUUAGGGGCAGCAUCCAUGGUGGCAAAUGCCGGAAAGCAUCCAGGUCAGCUGAAAGAUGACGUGGCAUCGCCAGGUGGCACGACCAUAGCCGGGAUUCACGAGCUGGAAAAAGCUGGUUUUCGUGGGAUUCUGAUGAACGCGGUUGUGGCUGCAGCUAAACGCAGUCGCGAACUUUCUUAG
Messenger RNA from Striga hermonthica, 450 nucleotides. Lineage: Eukaryota; Viridiplantae; Streptophyta; Magnoliopsida; Lamiales; Orobanchaceae. The record is from the annotation of a GenBank genome assembly.